AUCACUAUAUCACCAUAUAUACACGCUUUUCAGAUCUACUCAGAUUUCCGUUCCCUUCAAAACAGUUUCUUCUCUCUUUCAUCGCAAUUUCAAUUUUCACUUCACCAAUCUCAGAUCCACGCAUUGUUACUUCCAUUCAGUUCAACUUGUAACCAAUGGCGAAGAAUCCUGCACUCGCAAGAUUCUCCGUUCUGGUUAUCCUCCUCAUUGCUUCAUUCUCACUUAACCUCGCUCUCGCCGCCGAUUCGCCGCCGGAACCUCUUUCCGACUCGCCUACACCGUCUCCUUCACCGGCACACUCUCCUCCCGAGGACGCUCCUACUCCUGCUCCUGCUCCGCUUAGUUCCCCGCCGGCUCCGACUCCGACUGAUCCAGAUUCGCCUCCGACACCGUCUCCAGCGAGCACUCCCUCUCCAUCUACAUCUCCAUCUCCAUCUCCGUCACCUGCGGAGGCUGCCGACGCCGACGGUGUUAACCGCACUGGCGUGAAAGACGAAGAAAGUAAAUCGUCCGGAGGAAUGAGUUCCGGAAAGAAGGCAGGGAUCGCGUUUGGAGUUAUUGCGGCUGCCGGCGUCGGCGUGGUUGGAUGCAUGGUGUAUCGGAAGCGCCGGCAGAACAUUGAGCGCUCUCAGUACGGUUAUGCAGCAAGGAGAGAGUUUCUGUAGAAGAAACAAUGAACUGGAUUUUGCGCUUAUUGUUUCGAUUUGUAGUAUUCCACCUCUGUUAUUAGCUUUUGGCUCAGGUUAUACUAUUCAUCAUCGAUAUUCUAGGUUAUUUUUUAUUUUUCGUUUUUCCUUUUCAAUUUCAUUAUUCGGAUUCUUCUUGUUUGUUGGUGAUAUGAUACUAAUUUUCAUUUUGUAGAACAAAUUUAAAACUGUUUUUGAGUCUUUGAUAAUUGGCUAUUACAUUCUUGUAGAGGUUGUUAUUAAUUCAAUAUCUCUUGAAUUUCAGUUA
This is a messenger RNA of Arachis duranensis, 954 nucleotides long. RefSeq names its product classical arabinogalactan protein 9. Bases 156 to 665 code for a protein of 169 amino acids. The transcript has a single exon. NCBI's taxonomy places the organism in Eukaryota, Viridiplantae, Streptophyta, Magnoliopsida, Fabales, Fabaceae. The record is from RefSeq and is a predicted model, not a curated record.